This is a messenger RNA of Rhododendron vialii, 1345 nucleotides long. RefSeq lists its product as uncharacterized. The coding region runs from base 144 to 1040 and encodes 298 amino acids. The record is from RefSeq and is a predicted model, not a curated record. Lineage: Eukaryota; Viridiplantae; Streptophyta; Magnoliopsida; Ericales; Ericaceae. The transcript is spliced from 3 exons.
CGUGUAUAUAUAUAUAUAAGUAAUGGCCAAGCUCUGUGGAAAGUCAAAACCCUAGCCCAAAAAUUUUCCCUCCCAUGUCCCAACCCCAACUCUAAUCCACUUCCCAAAUUCUUCACCUCUGCAAUUCCACCACCCUUCAACCAAUGCUCUGCUCAAUCCCGACCGGAAAGUCCGGUUCCAAGUGGCUCGACCGGCUCCGAUCGUCCAAAGGUUUCCCAGAGGCCCACAACGACAUCGAUCUCGACCAAUUCCUCUCCAAUUCCAACCCCCCCGAACCCGACAUUGGACCGGAAUCAGAAAGACCGGUUCCCAAUCGCAACCAAACAACGCCAGAGGCUCAUCGGGAGAGCGGAGAGAGAGAAUGGCUCGGUUUGAUGAGCAAUGUUCUAUCCGAGCUGUUUAACAUGGGGGAAAAACCGGACGAUUUGACGAGAGGCAAAAAGUGCUCUCGCAAGCAACCAAACCCUAGGGUUUGCGCUGUUUCCACGUCAUCGAAUGUCGAGACGGUGCCGUCUUGUGGCGAGAACAGUUGUGCGGAUGUGAAGGAAAGGAGUGAGAGAUUGAGAGCGGCGAGGGAAGAGAAUGUGGACUUUGAGGAGGAUGAGGAUUGUUACGGUGAUCUGUCAGGGUUUUCGCGAACGGAGGUGACGGUGAUUGACUCGAGCUGUGCGUCGUGGAAAAAUGAGAAGUUGUUGUUUAGGAGGAAGAACAUGUGGAGAGUUCGCGAGAAGAAGAGUCGGUCGGUUAGGGUUGGGGCGAAGAAGAGGAAGGGGAGGCCUUUGGAAGAGGAGAGUGGUGGUGGAGAGAAGAAACAAAAGCGGUGUGAUUUAUCGAAGGAUGGAGCAGAUGGAGAAUCACGCACGGUGAUGCCAUCGAGCAAUGUACUUGUGCAGUGUGACAAAACGAAUGAAGGCCGGACAGACACACCCGAUAUUGUAAGGUUUCCCAGGAAAUCAAAAAAGUGUGGCUCCUCAGCUAUCCUUGUAAAGGGUGUUCCAACGAAUAAGAAGAAUGCAGCAAACAUCCCUAGAGCUGUCUGAUGUAAACUCGGACAAACUACAAGGCUUGAUAGUUGUGCUACUAAUAUAUUCCCUAUGCAAUGGUACAGUGAGUCGUGUUUUUUUUUUUUUUUUUUUGAAAAAAAUAUUUAGUGUAUUCAUCUCUGCAGUGCAAGCAUGGGGUUUCAGGUUAUGAUACCGAAUCACCGUGGCUCAUGUUGUAAGUUCUGAUGUUUGUUUCGUCCAUAUGUUUCUUUCAAGCAAUCUCUGUAUUUUGUAGCCAUAUGCAACAUUGUAUCGUAACAUUAAUUGAUUUUUGUUGAGAAGAAUCUGCAAUUUUUCUUUAA